Oppia nitens is the source of this 632-nucleotide messenger RNA. RefSeq names its product kunitz-type protease inhibitor 2-like. Bases 17 to 553 code for a protein of 178 amino acids. Gene Ontology annotation, molecular function: serine-type endopeptidase inhibitor activity. NCBI's taxonomy places the organism in Eukaryota, Metazoa, Arthropoda, Arachnida, Sarcoptiformes, Oppiidae. The transcript has 3 exons. The record is from RefSeq and is a predicted model, not a curated record.
UAUACAAACAUUUAAAAUGGCGUUUAAAACUAAAACGAUAUCAUUUUUAAUGUUAAAUGUUAUCAUCAUUGCAAACAAUUUUGAUUAUACAAAUUGUGGAAGUUUAUUUAUGAACGAUGAAAAUAAUCAAGAUACAGUAGAAAUUCGUAAUUACCGUAGUAGUAAUUUACCCGAUGAUACACCAUCUAAGUCCAGUAGGAGUGGUGGUCGUAGUAGUGGUGGUAGUAAUAGUAGGAGUAGUGGUGGUAGUGCUAGUAUGAGUGGUGAUCGUAGUGGUGAUAAUGAUAGCAAAAGUGACGUUAUUUCAUACUAUAGACCUGGAUUAGACUUAUCAGAGGAUAAAGAUGUUGAUAAAGAUAUAGACUGUACGUCCCGUCCUGUCGAGGGUAUGUGCAGAGGAAAUAUACCUCAAUAUUAUUGCAAUCCCAGUAAAGCCACGUGCGAUGUAUUUUAUUACGGCGGGUGCGGCGGUAAUGCCAACAGAUACCCAAACCGACGGGCCUGUCAGGCGGCCUGUCAUAGUGAGUGUCCAAAAAGACCUAGACGAUAUUGAUUAGUUUUUUGUAAUUUAUUUACAAUUAUAAAAAAAUAAAAAAAUAGUAUUUAUAUAAAAAUCGAUCUAAAGAUUACUA